This is a messenger RNA of Notothenia coriiceps (black rockcod), 1588 nucleotides long. RefSeq names its product T-lymphocyte surface antigen Ly-9-like. The coding region runs from base 69 to 1082 and encodes 337 amino acids. Gene Ontology annotation, cellular component: cell-cell junction; membrane. The transcript has a single exon. The record is from RefSeq and is a predicted model, not a curated record. Lineage: Eukaryota; Metazoa; Chordata; Actinopteri; Perciformes; Nototheniidae.
CUGCCACUCAUUUGGACAGGACUGCUUCUUGAUUUUUAUACAGAUACGUUGAUCUAGUCUUAUAUACCAUGGCGUGUCUUGCUGCCACUCUUGGUCUCGUCCUUUUUUCAGGAAUCAUGGAUCUCUCAGCAGCAAACAAAGACCCUUGUGAUUUGUAUGCCUUAGUUGGACAGAAUCUAACUCUGCCGUUUGUCUUUGAGGGACUUGGGGUACAUGAGCUGAGAUGGACUCAUAAUACAAAGAUCAUUUUCCACGGACAGCAGAGCAGAGUGUCUCAUGGAAAAGCAGAGGACAUCUCUAAAACCGGAUCUCUUUUCCUGAAGAACCUACAAUUCUCAAGUGCAGGGAUCUACCGAGCAGAUGUUGUGAAUCCCAAUCGUACUCUGGCUAAAACAUGGCAUGGCAGUCUCUGUGUGAUGGACAAGGUAUCGAAACCUCAACUCACUUACAUUUGUGAUAAGUCAAGUGCUGUUAUUCUAAAUUGCAAUGUAGCAAAUCCCCAGGGUUUGACGUUUUCAUGGACUGUCUUCAUGGAUGAUAAGACUUUAAGCGAAACUAAACAAACCCUGAGCAUAUCAUUGGCACAGCAGAAAGUUGUGCGGAGCUUUACAUGUAGUGUGGCAAACAAAGUCAGCGAGGAGAAGAGUGACACUGUCCGUCCAUACUGUGAAAGUCCACCACCGCCAUCUUUGUUCGGUUUGAAAUCCCAAAUCCUUGUUUUAGCAGUGCUGGCAGGAGGGCCAGGUCUGAUUCUGCUUUUGCUCGUCAUAAUCAUCACAUUAUGUUGUCGCUACAGACGCAUCAAAACACAAAUGAGACGCAGGGAUCAAGAGGGGCUUAGGAUGCCUUCUCUAAACAAACUAGAGUCUAACUUCAGCUCAGUUUAUGAGACAAUGCACCAAACUGAGGACGCUCCAACCGUGAGUCAAACUUCUUUACCCAAAUACUGUUGUGAGAAUGUUACACAACCUGAAGCUCGGACUGAAAACAAGCCAGCACAGCUGUCCGCAGAUGCUGAAGGACAAAAACCUUCCCCUGUGCCGAAGCCGAGGACGAAGGGCCCCAAGGCACCAAACAUCUGAAUGUGCCAUCCCAGGAUCUAAGACAUAUAAAGGCUUAUUUUUUUACCUUCAUAAUGUACAACUGAAUCCAAAUUAAAUUGCCUUUGUUACUUGUAUACUUACAUGGAUGGUGUAAAUAGAUUUUAGAAGUAUGUGUGUCUAAGGACAAUUAGCUUAAUCAUGAUAUGCUGUGGACCUGCAGAGUAGAGUUUGAAGCAGCAACAUCUUCUUUUUCGCUGCAACUUCAAAAUUGAUAUCAUGGCUCAUAUAUGUGGAAUUGUCCUCAUUAAUGUUUUUAAUUCAGCCAAUAUAGUGGUGGGGGUUCAAAGUCGGUGCAAACGAGGUGUUGUCUGAUCACAAGUACAUAUGAGACAGGAAACUGCGGAGGAAUUUCAAUAUUGAUGUAUUGUUUAUAAUUUGUUAAGGUUACUGAUGGUCUUAUCUGCUUCUUUUCUUCUUUAACUGUAAAGCCAAUGUUCUUCUGUGUCAUGAAUAAAGACAUUUCCAGACGUUGUGGAAAAAAUCUG